AUGAAUUCGGCCAUUGAACAAUUGAAAUUAAAGUCAUCGAACACUUUUCAAUCUCAAGUGAAAUUAAUCAAUCAAAUGAUUAUCAAUAAUGAGUUGAGAUCUGCAUUGCUAACCAACGCAUAUUUCCAGAUUAACUUCGAUAAUUUAGAACAAUAUGUGCAUAUUUACACUCAAAUAACUAACACUGCAUGCUCUUGUCUGAUAGCAGAUUGUGACCAUAUAAGAUUAGGUUUUUACGACAAAUUUGGCACACUCUAUGCAUACAAUCCAGCUGAUGACAUAUGGAUCAUCCCAGGAAUGUUAUCUGGUUGUCUGCCGGUGUCUUCACUUCUUAGUUCAACACUCAAAUGCUUUUAUGGUCAAGAUUGUGUCGAUCAAAUCAUUUCAUAUUUUUCAACCAAAACAAAAUUCUACGCAAUGAAAGCAGAUAAGAAAAGUGCUUAUAAAAUCGAUUCGAAUGUCCAAACAAUGAUUGAAAAUUCCAUGAUCGAACAUUUCCUAUGA
Molecule: messenger RNA, 504 nt
Organism: Adineta ricciae
Lineage: Eukaryota; Metazoa; Rotifera; Eurotatoria; Adinetida; Adinetidae
Source: the annotation of a GenBank genome assembly